Molecule: messenger RNA, 5661 nt
Organism: Fundulus heteroclitus (mummichog)
Lineage: Eukaryota; Metazoa; Chordata; Actinopteri; Cyprinodontiformes; Fundulidae
Gene: tbx5a
Product: T-box transcription factor 5a
Exons: 9
Coding region: 431-2005 (524 amino acids)
Biological process (GO): regulation of transcription by RNA polymerase II; cell fate specification; positive regulation of DNA-templated transcription
Cellular component (GO): nucleus
Molecular function (GO): RNA polymerase II cis-regulatory region sequence-specific DNA binding; DNA-binding transcription factor activity, RNA polymerase II-specific
Source: RefSeq, a predicted model, not a curated record
GAGAGAGAGAGAGAGAGAGAGAGGAAGGGAGAAGAAGGAGGUGUCGAACCUGCUCCAUUGGGAUUCGGCUGCAGCUCAGCGCUACGUGCUAUCGGCGGGCUCGGUUCACAAAAACGAAACUGCGCUUUAAAAUGCUCUGCAUGGCUGCGAUCGGCGUCUCGUAGUUGGGUCCUCUUCGGUCAACGUUCUGCUUGGAUAAAAUCUGGACAGCGAAAAACAGGACCGGAAAGAAAGGGGAGGAUCCAUGGGGAGACUCGUCGCGCAAAACGUCCGGAUUAUCUGACUGGAGAGUUUUGGACGUUUUUGAACUGCUCUGUCCAGUUUGCAGACCGAGACGUGUGUUUUUUUUUUUUAUCAUUAUUAUUUUUUUGUUUUGUGAUUUUAUCAUUUUUAGCUGGGGUCUCUGUAGUUCUUUUUCGGAACUCCGGUCAUGGCGGACCAGGAGGAGACGUUCGCCGUCCAAAACUCCCCGGGUGGUUCGGAUUCGAGGGAAUUACAGAGCGAUAAUAAACCGGAGAAACAGAACGGAACUGCGGGCAAAUCCCCAUCGUCGCAGACAACUUACAUCCAGCAGGGAAUGGAGGGCAUAAAAGUCUACCUACACGAACGGGAACUUUGGAUGAAGUUUCACGAGGUGGGCACGGAGAUGAUCAUAACCAAAGCCGGACGGAGAAUGUUCCCCAGCUUCAAGGUGAAAGUGACCGGAUUAAACCCCAAAACCAAGUAUAUUCUCCUCAUGGACGUGGUUCCUGCGGAUGAUCAUCGAUACAAAUUUGCCGACAAUAAAUGGUCUGUGACCGGGAAGGCAGAGCCCGCUAUGCCCGGGAGGCUCUACGUCCAUCCGGACUCCCCGGCCACGGGCGCGCACUGGAUGAGGCAGCUGGUCUCCUUCCAGAAGCUGAAACUCACCAACAACCACCUGGACCCGUUCGGACACAUCAUCCUGAACUCCAUGCACAAGUACCAGCCGAGGAUCCACAUCGUGAAAGCGGAUGAAAAUAACGGCUUUGGCUCCAAAAACACGGCCUUCUGCACUCAUGUUUUCCCCGAGACAGCCUUCAUAGCGGUGACAUCUUACCAGAACCACAAGAUCACGCAGCUCAAGAUUGAGAACAACCCGUUUGCAAAAGGCUUCCGCGGAAGCGAUGACAUGGAAUUACACCGGAUGUCCAGAUUGCAAAGCACCAAAGAGUACCCGGUGGUGCCCCGCAGCACGGUGCGACAGAGAGUCGGCUCCAGCCACAGUCCGUUCAGCGGGGACGUCCAGGGCAUGGCCACGCCCGGCACCCUGAGCUCCCAGUACUCCCAGUGUGACAACGGCGUCACCAGCACCUCCCAGGACAUGCUGCCUCAGUCCGGCUCCUACCCGCUUCCACACGAGCACGGCCAAGAGUACUGCAUCAAGAGAAAAGCGGACGAUGACUGUCACUCAGGCGAGCACAGCUAUAAAAAGCCCUACCUGGAGAGCUCUUCCAGCGAGGAGGACCACUACUACCGACCCGUUGGCUACCCCCAGAGCCUCAGUCUCGCCGGCGGGCCGUACCGCAGCGAGUCCAGCCAGCGGCAGGCCUGCAUGUAUGCCAGCUCCUCGCAAGGCGCCGAGCCCGUUCCCAGCUUGGAGGACAUCAGCUGCAACACGUGGGCCAGCGUCUCUCCUUACGGCAGCUGUUCCGUCACCACCAUGCAGCCGAUGGAGAGGCUGCCCUAUCAACACUUUUCCGCUCACUUCACCUCAGGGUCUCUGGUGUCCAGACUGGGAGGAGUUGGGGGCCACGCCUCUCCACAGCUGGGCGAGGGCCACCACGCAGCUAUGUACCAGAGCUCCAUGACCCACCAGACUCUGGGCCGCCAGUGCAGUCCCGGAGCUGGGAUCCAGUCGCCGACAGCCGGCUUACAGGGAAACGAGUACCUCUAUGCGCACGGCAUACAACGCACGCUGUCGCCCCACCAGUACCACUCUGUACAUAGUGUCAGCAUCAUGCCCGAGUGGAGCGAGAACAGCUAAGAACCGAACACUUGCAGAUAUUGAAGAGGAAAAGAAAGAAAUGGACCAAGUAAAGUGAAACUGGGUCAGUUAUAUUUAUAUGUCCAAGGAGGCGUUGCUGUUAAUCAUAAUAAGAACAGUAUUUCUUUGUCGAAACAAAAAAGAAAAUUGACAUUCAUUUGGUGGAUUACUAUGAGAGGGGCUACUGAAUCAUUUAGGAAGCUGUAAGAGAAUCUGCACUUAUAAACAAGCAACAUGGAACGCAAAGGAAUAUUGGAGUGUAGCAGAAAGCCCAAGAAGCCUGCUCAGGAGCAGCGAAACGCUGACCCUCAUCAGAGCCGAAAUGUUUCAGAUGGUUGGCCAGGAGAUCCCAGGCUGUGUUUUCCUGCAGCGUUCUGUUUUUCGGAUGCCGCUGAACGUCGAUUAUAUAUUCCAAAUGUUAGUCAUCUGUCACAUUUGCCCAAGCUCUCAGUUUCUUUGACAUUUCUUUGUAGCAGACUUAAAUGGUAAAAAAAUGCUGUGAGUAGGACAAACAAAAAAGCAGAGCUUAGGUCAGUGUAGCUGCUCUUUAAAUCAGAAAAGACGGUUUUAUUUUUCACUAGGGACAUUUACAUACAUUCAAACCAAAUACCUCAUAUCAAUAAUAUUAGGUCUAUGAGACAUACCUUGUAAAUAUACCUCCUAAACACUUUCCCCAUUUCAUCAAACCAUUCCAAUGUAUUUAUCGGGGUUGUCUGAUGAUGAACAACAGCGGGUUGUGCAUAAUUGUAGGAGUGUAAUGAAAGAGAUACUUGGUUUUUAAAAAAAAAUUCAUAUAUAAAUCUGAAAAGUGUGGCGUGUGUAUUCAUUUAGCCUCUAUGGAGCUUUUGCUUUAGAUACAGCUGCAAGUCUUUUGUGAUGUGUCUCUGCCAGCUUUGAACAUCUAGACACUUUGCCUAAAUAGCUUGAUCACGAUCAAAUUAUAAGGAGGAGCAUCAAUUGUUGAAUCUGUCCCAGAUUCCCUUGAUUGAUUUAGAUUAGGACAUUCAUUUAGCAAUUAUAACCCAAUUGUAAUUUAAGACAUUAAUUCAAAGCUCUGGCUGUAAGGUUAGGGUUGCGUCGCUGGAAGGUAACCCUCUCCCCCUGUUGCAAAUCUUUGGCAACCUUUAUCUACAUUCCUGGUCAAAAUCUACAAGUAGAAAGUACCACAAAGUUGUUUUUUUUUUUAUCAAAUUAUAAAGCUUGUUUAUUAUCUUUUUAUAUAUAUUACAUGUUUGACAAUAAAGUAAAUAUGUAAUGUUUCAAUGAAAAUUGAGUAGUUACAGUGGAAACAUGAACCAUAAAUCAUCGUAGUUGCAGCAACAGCGACUAGAUAACUUUCUGGAUGUUUGUAUCCCAACGAUUUCUGUUUCAGUAAAUGAUUCAUUCAUUCAUCAGUGAAAAUCUUACCCUAAAAUUAGAAAAGUGUCCACUGGCUGCACUUUGGAUACUACUGCUCUUUUUUAUGGUUUUAUCCACUGGAUGGUGUUCGGGGGACUCGGUUUUCCACCACACCUAGCGUUUUCCGCCCAGCCUUGCGGGUGUCCCCUACACUGCCAACAGGUCUUUUCUUGUGACUUUUUUCUUCCAACUCUUCCAGAACAACUAAAUUUAAAGAGUCCAUGUGUCAUCAGAUUAACAAAACUAAGGCAUGGAUCAACUAUGGAGAAGUAGCUACAAUGGGGCCUCUUGAAUGUUCAAUGCUCUCCUUCUCCAGCUUGUUGAUUGUGAUGGACGUCCAUGGUGGGUUCGCAGUUGUGCCUUAUUCCUGAUGAUAUAAUGAAUAGUGUUUUUUUGGGAGCUGUUCAAAGCUUGGGAUACAGUUUAAGCCAGCAAGCCUGCUGUAAACCUGUCUGGUAUGCUUGGGAUUUUACUCAGGGUAUCUGUGUAGUUUAUAUAAAUUCCAGUUUUUAAAUGAAGCCAUGUAUCUCUUUCUUUCCUCUCAACAAAUAUGUUCAACUUUAUUUUUGGCUAUCCACAGAAAAAUCAGAAAAGUUUGUUGCUGCGAUGUUUCCAAACACUGAAAAGUUUAAAGGAAAUAUCCUUGAUCCUGCACAAAUUCGAGCCACGAGUGAUGGAGAACUGUUUAUUUUCAAUGUUAGGUCCCGCCCACAACUGUUUUCUCCCAUAAGAAACCCUCGACAUGCACAACACUAAAUACGUGGUUCAAGCUCGCGCACAAUCCUCCGGAGCAAACAAAGCUUCAUCGAGAAACUUUUCUUUGUUUUCUCUGACAAAACAAUGGCUGCUGCUUAGCAAAGGCACUGCACCUUGUUGUGUCAUCAGCAGAGAAAAGUCCCCAGUUUGCUGCUUGGACUCGCUCGAUCACGCAAUCAGUUAGUCGUUGCUAUUUUCAAAUUACUUCUUUUGACUCAUAAUAUUGCAUAAAAAGCAUUUUUCCUAACCAGAUACAAAUACAUUCAGGUAUAGUUCCUUUAGAGGGUGUGAGUAGUUUUGCAUGGCAUUGUACAAAUUCACCAUCAGGCUGUCAAUUAGAACUUAUUCUGUCUCAAAACUAACAGCAUCGUUACAGGUCCCAACCUCCACCAUCGUUGCUGCUUUAGCAUUCAUGCUUAGAAAAACAUGUUAAUUUCAAGCCAACCCUAUUUCAAAAGUAUUUUCUUUAGGAAAAAUACUUUUUAAUCUAAAUAAACGUUUCUUGCUCCAGUAACUAUCCAAAGUUCAGCCAUCUUAAUAUUCUAUUUGGGUGCAUUGAACAUCAGUGUCUUCAUGUUAAACUCAGAACACCAGAUCAAGCCUUGCUUGAUCGUCACCAUUUAUUGAUUGUUAAUUAAUCUAAACAGAUUGUCAGAAAUAAAUAUUCAGCUACUGAUCAAUACUUCACUAAAGGGACAAUUAAGUUUUUUUAAUCAGGUUCUGUUAAGAAAACAUAAGCAAUUCAUACCUUACCUGCAUGUAGGUAACAGCUUUGAUGUCUUUGUUUUAUAUAAAUCCAGAUUACUCAGUCUCAAAGGCUCAAGAUGACAGGGUGAGAGGGGCCAUGCAGGACCAAAGCAGACUUCAAAAGUUUCAAACAGGUCCAGACUUAGGAGUGCCAUAGCAGUUUUAGUAGAGUCAAAUUACUGUAUUAUUGUUUCAAACUGAAAAGAUGUGAACUAUUCAUCACCUUUUGACUGAACCUCACUAUAAAAUAUUUGAACCAUCCCUUAAAAGACUAUUCAAAAUAAACAUUUUAUAACAUAAUAGAAGGAUUUGGACAUCAUAUAACAUUUUGAAACAAUAUUUAGUUUUGCUUAAUGUUGAAGGUUUGAACUGGAACAAAUCGCUACCCUUUGGAUAAAAGAUGAUUUUAUUGUGUCUGGUUGGCUGACUUGUAAUCAGGUAUCAUUAUGUCAAAAUUAAUAUGCAAAGAUGCGCUGCAAAGUUAAAAGUUAACUGCAAUCACCUAAUUUCCAGCUUUGACUGGCUCGGUCCAGUGAGCAGGUAGUCUGUUACCAGUUCACUACCAGGUUGCUCUGGCAAAAUACUUUUUUCAGUGUGAAAGCUGUUCGUGUACGAUGCAGACUUACUAUUAAAUGUCAUCAGUGUGGACUUUAAAGAUGAAAUUAGCAAAAGCAUGAAGAUUGUUUUCAGCGAAAGCUCUCUUGCACACGUGGCAUAAAAUCGCCUUUGAUCCUAAUGAAAACAAUUAAUGCUAU